GGCGUCACGGCGGGGCGGGGCUGGAUUUGAACCGGGCGGCGGGGAAGCGGCUGCCGCGCAGCCCCCAUGGCCAAGCAGCUCGGCCGGGACCAGCAGGGCAUCACCCUGCGGGGCAGCGCCGAGAUCGUCGCUGAGUUUUUCUCGUAUGGAAUCAACAGCAUCCUCUACCAGCGGGGCAUCUACCCCCCCGAGACCUUCACCCGCGUCCAGAAGUAUGGCCUCACCCUCCUCGUCACCACCGACCCCGAGCUGAAGAACUACCUCAACAACGUGGUGGAGCAGAUGAAAGAGUGGCUGUACAAGUGCAUUGUGCAGCGCCUGGUGGUGGUCAUCUCGAGUAUCGAAAACAAUGAGGUUCUGGAGCGGUGGCAGUUUGACAUCGAGUGUGACAAAACUGCAAAGGAUGAUAGUGCACCACGAGAAAAAUCUCAGAAAGCUAUUCAGGAUGAAAUUCGAUCUGUUAUCAGACAAAUAACUGCCACAGUAACUUUUCUGCCACUGCUGGAAACUGCCUGUGCCUUUGACUUGCUGAUAUACACAGAUAAAGAUUUGGCAGUGCCAGAAAAGUGGGAAGAGUCAGGACCACAAUUCAUAGCCAAUUCAGAAGAGGUUCGUCUUCGCUCCUUCACUACUACAAUCCACAAAGUAAAUAGUAUGGUGGCUUACAAAAAGGAUUCCUUUCCCUAA
Grus americana (Whooping crane) is the source of this 687-nucleotide messenger RNA. It is a transcript of the gene MAD2L1, whose product is annotated as mitotic arrest deficient 2 like 1. The record is from RefSeq and is a predicted model, not a curated record. Gene Ontology annotation, biological process: mitotic spindle assembly checkpoint signaling. The transcript is spliced from 5 exons. Bases 67 to 687 code for a protein of 206 amino acids. Lineage: Eukaryota; Metazoa; Chordata; Aves; Gruiformes; Gruidae. Gene Ontology annotation, cellular component: nucleoplasm; cytoplasm; kinetochore.